Messenger RNA from Drepanopeziza brunnea f. sp. 'multigermtubi' MB_m1, 282 nucleotides. NCBI's taxonomy places the organism in Eukaryota, Fungi, Ascomycota, Leotiomycetes, Helotiales, Drepanopezizaceae. The record is from RefSeq and is a predicted model, not a curated record.
AUGGCAGAGCGAGCUGCCCAGAUCGCCAGCCAUCUCAAUUACCCCAAGGGUAUGUUGGCCGGGCAGGUCGCUAUCAUUACCGGUUCAGGUCAAGGAAUUGGUGCCGAAGCAGCGAGGUUAUUCGCAAAUGAAGGCGCCAAAGUGAUCGUGUCGGAUAUUGAUGGGACGAAAGCAAGGCAGGUUGCCGACAACAUCAACAAGUCCGGUGGCAAGGCUCUAGCUGUCGCUGGCGAUAUGCUGGAUGCCGAAUACCUCAAAACUCUCGUCAAGAAGGCAGCAUAA